AGCAUGGGAGUUGCCUUUCUUCUUUCUCAUAUACUAGCCAGUAGCCGAAACUGAAUAUUUCUUCUUGAGGACCUCUUUCCAGCCUUACGUUGCUGUUCAUCGUCUUCAUCAGCCUGGGCUAUGGCCCUGCUGUUCUCCUUGACUCUUGCUAUUUUCACCGGACCUGGCCUCUCAGAGUCUUCACCCAGGGUGCGGCUGGUGGGAGGCCCCCAUCGCUGCGAAGGGAGGGUAGAGGUAGAGCGCAUGGGCCACUGGGGAACUGUGUGUGACGACGGCUGGGACAUGAAGGACGUGAACGUACUGUGCCGGGAGCUGGGGUGUGGAGCAGCCAAAGGAACUCCCAGUGGAUCUGUAUUUAAGCCAUCAGCAGGAAAUGAGCAAAAGGUCCUCAUCCAAUUGGUCAAUUGUAUUGGAAUGGAAGAGAUGCUGUCUCAGUGUGAAUAUGAUGAAGAUGUUUUUGACUGCUCACACAAAGAGGAUGCCGGGGCAUCAUGUGAGAAUCCAGACAGCCCCUCCUCUCCAGUCCCAGAAAGUGUAAGGCUGGUUGAAGGCCCUGGGCGCUGCAAGGGACGAGUGGAGAUACAGCAUCAGGGGCAAUGGAGCACUGUGUGCAAAAAAGGCUGGAACCUCAAGGCUGCAAAGGUGGUGUGCCGGCAGCUGGGAUGUGGGAAAGCCAUACUGACACAAAGAUCUUGCAGCGAAUCUACCCAGGGCCAAGGACCAAUCUGGCAGAGCCAGAUAUCUUGCUCAGGACAAGAAGUAACCCUUCAGGAAUGCCAUUCUGGGCCUUGGGAGAAUAACAACUGUACCCAUGCUGAGGAUACGUGGGUGGAAUGUGAAGAUGCCUUUGACUUGAAGCUCGUAGGAAGUGACAGCCACUGCUCUGGGAGGCUGGAGGUGCUACACAAGGGUGUAUGGGGCUCUGUGUGUGAUGAUGGAUGGGGAGAAAAGGAGGACCAGGUAGUAUGCAAGCAACUGGGCUGUGGAAAACCUCUCUCUCCAUCCUUGAAAGAACGGAAAAUCUAUGGCCCUGGAGUUGGCCUCAUUUGGCUGGAUGAUAUCCGCUGUUCAGGGAAGGAACAGUCUCUGGAGCAGUGCCGGCAUAGAUUUUGGGGAUAUCAUGACUGCACUCAUGAGGAAGAUGUGGCUGUGAUCUGCUCGGACUAGUAUCCUGGCCUCCUUGCUGCUUGGCCUUGGCCACCAACUGGCCCUUGCAUGAUGCCUACUUGUUCUCCUGGGCCCUGGUUACCCUAGUGCUGCCCCUGGGUCUCAGGCCUUAGCCACCACUCCCUCGACACAGUUACCUUGGGAUGUGGAGAAGAUGAGCUUUCAGUUGCCUCUUGCUCUUCACGCACCACUUGGAGUUGGUUCUGCCCUUUCCUGCUUCCUGGAGUCCUCAGGUCUGUCACUGAGACCAGAAGUGCAUGUCAUUGCUAAGGCAAGCUCUAUAUCUGUAAACAAAGAAAUAAAGCAACAACAACAAAAAACACGAGAAAGUAAACGUGGGUAGACAA
Molecule: messenger RNA, 1514 nt
Organism: Lepus europaeus (European hare)
Lineage: Eukaryota; Metazoa; Chordata; Mammalia; Lagomorpha; Leporidae
Gene: CD5L
Product: CD5 molecule like
Exons: 6
Coding region: 121-1167 (348 amino acids)
Cellular component (GO): membrane
Source: RefSeq, a predicted model, not a curated record